GAAAGCAAUGGCGGCUACAAACUCCGCUUCUGCACCGUCUGCGCCUCAAACAACAACCGAAGCAUGGAAGCCCACCUGCGCCUCACCACCGCCCCCUCAGGACCCUAUCCCACCAUCUCCUUCGGCACAGGCUCCCUCGUCCGCCUCCCAGGCCCCAGCAUCUCACAACCCAACGUCUACACUUUCAACUCCACCUCCUACGCAAACAUGUACGACGAACUCCUCGCGAAAGACAAACGCCUCUACAACGCCAACGGCAUCUUACCCAUGCUCGAGCGAAACAAAAACGUAAAAUGGGGACCGGAACGCUGGCAGGAUUGGAAAGUUGGCGUUCCGAGGGUGGGGAAGAGGUGGGUGAACCCCCAGCAACAGGAAGGCGUCGUCGCAGACGCGGAGUAUUCUGAAGAUAAAGGGUAUCAAGGCACCGAAGCCGGGACUGUAGACAUCGUAAUCACAUGCGAAGAACGGUGUUGGGAUGCCGUGAUCGAUGAUUUACUCUCUCGAGGCAGUCCUUUGAAUCGCCCAGUUCAUGUUUUUAAUGUGGAUAUCAAGGAUAAUCAUGAGGAGGCUUUGGUGGGGGGUCGAGCGAUUUUGGAGUUGGCGGAUGCGUUGAAUGCUGCGGCGAGGGAGGAGAGGGAAGGGUUUUUGAGUUGUGGGGGGAGUGCGGAGGGGUUUGAUCGCGGGAGGGCGGGGAGGGAGGGGUUUGAUGAGAGGGUUCCGGAUAUACUGGCGAGGUGGCAGGAGAGGUGGCCGCUUUUGCCGGCGUUGUGGACUUUGGCUUGGUUUUGA
This is a messenger RNA of Pseudocercospora fijiensis CIRAD86, 789 nucleotides long. RefSeq lists its product as uncharacterized. Gene Ontology annotation, biological process: termination of RNA polymerase II transcription. The annotation marks the transcript as partial. The record is from RefSeq and is a predicted model, not a curated record. Lineage: Eukaryota; Fungi; Ascomycota; Dothideomycetes; Mycosphaerellales; Mycosphaerellaceae. Gene Ontology annotation, molecular function: RNA polymerase II CTD heptapeptide repeat phosphatase activity. The transcript has a single exon. Gene Ontology annotation, cellular component: mRNA cleavage and polyadenylation specificity factor complex; nucleus.